Molecule: messenger RNA, 2588 nt
Organism: Pomacea canaliculata
Lineage: Eukaryota; Metazoa; Mollusca; Gastropoda; Architaenioglossa; Ampullariidae
Product: peroxisome assembly protein 26-like
Exons: 6
Coding region: 409-1476 (355 amino acids)
Biological process (GO): protein import into peroxisome membrane; protein import into peroxisome matrix
Cellular component (GO): peroxisomal membrane; peroxisome
Molecular function (GO): ATPase binding; protein-containing complex binding
Source: RefSeq, a predicted model, not a curated record
CAAGUAAAUAAUAGGCACUAGACAAGUGACACACAAAGUUUUUAAAUGUCUAUUAAAAUGUGGUCUGAAGUAAAGGAUUACAAAAUACCUAACUGAAAGUUGAUCAGACUUAAGCUCCUUAAGCUGAUCUGACACAGGUUAACAUAGAUGAAAUCGAGAGGAAUAAUAUCAUCCCCUGACUCUUAAAAUUAACAGAUUUAUUUUCCUUUUGGUUUUCUAGAGAUUGACAUAUUAUACAUAAUACUUUAAAUUGGCACUCUGCAAAAUACACAUAAUUAUGAACCUCCCGAGUGAGAUCUUACUCGGUGGCAACUCGAUUUGAAAAACAAGUCUGGACUCAUCAAACUGCUGUUCGAGUCUGUCGAUUGUCAUCUGAAUUUCCAUUAAAAAAGACCAAAAUAUAUUACCAUGUUGAACAAAAGAAGAACUUUUGAUAGAUUAAUUCUUACCUCUUCACUCGUCGAUAUAGUUUUCUUGGAGAUUACAUCCUUGGUUAGUUUGCUAUCAUGUCAAACAGUUACCACGACGAGCUGCUCAUGUUGGGUAACUCUUACCAGUGUUUGUAGUAGGCAAGCAUUAUUUCCCCUUACAAUUUUGUUUCCUAGGAAGCAAGAGACUGAUGUACGGGUACGAAAAACAGCCUCAAAGCCCAGUCAGUCGACUAUCCAUUUCAAAAACUGUGUAAACGAAAGUGAUGCAUCUGGUUACUCCAAGCAGGGCUUUGUCGCUUCUGGAAACGUUUAUCGUGAAGAAUGCUUAAACAGCAUCAAAGAAGCAGCAGUCAUUGUAGGCAUACAGGCAUUGGCAGAGCAGGGAUGCUGGCAAAACGUUAUUCCAUUUGUGGAGCAGGCAUAUCAUCAGAUUGGUGCAUGUCCUGCCAAAGUGAUUCACAUGUGUAUUCUACUGCAUGCACACAUUCGGGAGUACAUGUUGUGUCAUUCUCUGGUUAACACCUGGCUGGAUGCAAACAGUCACCGCAGCAGUCCAGAUGCAGCAGUUACUGUCCGCCUCUACGUUCAGAAUGUCCUUCGACCUCUUGGGGCAUUCAACCUUAUACCUCAGGUUGUUGAUUCUUGCCCAGCACUAAGUUCUACAGAACGGGAGGCACUGCUCUCGCCCCACUCCACUCCACCUAAAACCACAUAUGAAAGACAGAAUGACCCAUCUGAACCAUGCAACAAUCUUCCCUCUAGUGAUGCUGAGCCAACAGCAGGCAAGACCAGGACAGCAAAAUCUCAAGAUUCCGGCAUACUUGCUUCAUAUGUAGAUCUGGCACGUCAGUUGCUGCGAAAGGCGGCUCGCAAAGGCUGGUGUCGGCAGGCAUGUCGAGCAACAAAGUGUCUGCUCUUUCUUUCUAUAGCACUAUUGGCGAUCGUCAGCAUACAGAAUGAUGUUGUUAGCAACUUCAGCCGCACUAUGGUGAUAUGGAAGAAGGCCAUAGAGAUGUGGACAUCCUUUUGGAAACAUGCCAGAUAAAGUGCAGCCAGGACUGUUCUGUGGCGAUGGUUUUUCCCCAAAUCUUUGAAUCCAUUGUUUGAUCAAAAUCUCUGGACAACUAUUGUAAAUUGGUAUUUAAUGAACAUUGCAUUAAAAAAAAAUUCGUCAUUGUCAAUAUAGAUACUAAUUUGAAAUCUGUGGCAUGCUUAUACUGCCUUGUGGUGGGUAUUACUGAUCAGAGGAAGGUAUGUGUUCAGGAGCAUGCUGCUGUCUUCUCUUCGUGGUUAGAUCUAGUUCUUUAGAACCAAUGCUUGUAUUACAAACUUAUUAUAGAUAAAUAAUUUCUCAUUAUGAACUAGCUGAUAAUUAAAUAGUUCCAAGUGACAACUUAAUUUUCGCCUAAAUGCUGAUUUUCUAGAAUGAGCAGUUGGGAAGCGUAAACACAAGUCACUUGUAUAUUUUAGCGUACAGAAGUUCAUGAAAACCACAUGUGAAUAUUUGUGUAGCCAAGCUUAAUCAGGCAUUUUAUGUUCAUCAUAAAAGGCAUUACUUAUUGUCAGUCUUUUUUUCUCUUUGAAUAACAGGCUUUCAAGCCUGUUCUGUCAAUCAUUGCAUCCCAUCGUCCCUUUCAUAUGGCCAGUGCAUCUGCAUCACAUCCCUUGCAACUGAGGGAAUUCCUGGGUUGUUGUUUACAUUAUUUCCAUGGCAGAAAUAAGCACAAGAUUAUACAUUUUAAAAUGUUUGUCAAAUGUAUUAUCAAUUCUUCAAUGGUGACAUAUCUAGUUUUCACCUUCUGCUAUUAACAGACAUGAAACAAGCAAGAUUUUGUUGACGCUCUACGCAUUGUGAUGUAGCAUCAUGAUCUUACAGGACUGUAUUAUGUGCUCAUAUUCCAUAGUUGUCUCAUAAUAAAGGAUCACUCAAAACAAUAGAAAAUGAGGGCACAUGAUUCAAUGUGGAAUAGUCUGGCCAAAUACAGCCAGUUGACUGCAGUGGAGGAUCAUGGUGGAAGCCUUGUUGACACCCACGACACUGACCUGUGAUUUGCUAGGAUCCAAACAAAAGAAAAACACUGCCCAUUGCAUCCUAAUUUCAAAUGCAAUAUAGAUUCCAUUAAAUGAAAGCUGCAGCAACAGCAAGUCAGGAUUCGG